Molecule: messenger RNA, 4308 nt
Organism: Thunnus maccoyii (southern bluefin tuna)
Lineage: Eukaryota; Metazoa; Chordata; Actinopteri; Scombriformes; Scombridae
Product: zinc finger protein 791-like
Exons: 6
Coding region: 552-3140 (862 amino acids)
Cellular component (GO): nucleus
Source: RefSeq, a predicted model, not a curated record
UGGGUAUCAAAUGAAAUGAGAUGGCAGAUAAGAUUGCAAAGCGAACAAUGAUCACAAUGAUUUGGUAGUUAGACAGAAAUCAAUCAUUAUUAAACACAGAUUGAAGGAAAGAAAUGAGAGGAAGAGAUGAAAGGAUGAUGUAUUUACAGAGUUCAGAGGAAAGUGGGAGAAACGAAGUGUGCAGGAGAUGAGACACACCGGACUAAACAGUACAUUAUUCAGAAUAAGUGAAUAUAAUACAGGCAGAUGUGAUUAAUGUGGGGAAGAAGAAACAGUAAAACAUGUUAUGUUACACUGUCAGAAAUAUGAGGCAGAAAGAAUCUGAUUCAAAACCUCAGACAGAUAAAAGUACACUUUGAUCUAAUAGAUAUUCUACAAGAGAAAUGAGUGUUAUUAAAUCCUAUUUCAGUGUCUUAGAAUAACGAGCAGAUAUGACGUUUUUUAAUGAAUUUUGUAAAUAGUCCUCACUCCAAACCAGCUGGUGGCGGAAAUGCACCAAUUCGUUGUUUGCCAACCGCCAAUAAACCUGAAAGAAGAAGAAGAUUAAGAAGAUGUCAGAGCUACAGCUGUUACGGACUCUGGUCACCGAGAAGUUAACGGCGGCGGCGGAGGAGAUCCUCGCGCUGCUGGAGCGAGUGAUGCUGGAGCGCGAGGAGGAGUUGAUCCGCCGGUACAGAGCCGCCGACAUGACGCUGAGUCCGGCCACAGAUCCUCCGCUGAGCCGCGGGGGACACACAGGCUCUCAGCAGCUUGACGGUGGUGAACUCCAGGAGCAGCUUCCACUGCAGCAGCCUGACGAGCAGCCGGAGCUUCCCACCAUCAAACAGGAGCAGGAUGGGGAGGAGAAGGAGUGGACCAGUCCUGGAGUCCAGGAUGAAGCUCCUCAGAUGGAGUUCAUCUACAGCCUGCAGUGUAAAAGUGAGCAGCCUCAGGUUGACUGUGCACCCUCUGAGGAGGCCCUGAAGGUGGAGCUGAGGGACGGUGAUGUCCUGCCGAGCACCUCCUCCGAGUUGACUGUUGCCCCGCCGCUGCAGUGGGACCUCCCAGCAGACCCUCCUGCUGCUGCCACUCAGAGCGAAGAUGCAGGUGGUAAUACCACGUCUCGAUCCUGUAAAGUGUGCGGCAUGGUGUUCAGCUACCGCGGCUCGCUGAUGAACCACGUAGGGGUCCACGCAGACGACGAGCACUGCCUCUGCGGCGUGUGCGGCAAACUGCUGCCGGACAGAGAGAGUCUGCUGCAGCACCUGCAGACACACGUCAAAACCCACGUCUGCCAGGUAUGCGGCAAAACCUUCCGGCGGCACGUGGAGCUGGCGGUGCACACGCGCUGCCACACAGGCGAGAAGCCGUUCAGCUGCAAAGUUUGCGGGAAAUGCUUUAGCCGCAAAGGCAACAUGGAGAUCCACAUGAGGACGCACACAGGUGAGAAGCCGUACCGCUGCGGUGUCUGCGGGAAGUGCUUCAACAUCACCUCGUCCAUGAUCCGCCACUCCAGGACGCACUCUGGAGAGAAGCCGUAUACCUGCAACUUCUGCUUCAAAGGCUUCACCAACAGCUCGGACAUGAAGAUUCAUAUGAGGACACACACGGGCGAGAAGCCGUACACCUGCCUUGUCUGCGGCAAGGGCUUCCCGCUCAGCACACCGCUCAAAUACCACAUGAGGCGCCACACGGAGGAGCUGCUCCAGCGACGUGUACACACUGCAACGCCACAUGAAGACUCACAAAGAGAAAGCUUCCUGAUGAAACACACCGCUGAGUACCUUGGUUUAGACGGAGCGGCUGAGAAACUUGACCUGCGCACAGCUAAGAUGCCUUCCAAAAGGACCAGACUACAAGAAACAGAGAAAGAGCUGAGGGAGGCAGCUAUCGCAACUUUGCAGAGCUGGAUUCAGACUGCCAGCAGACCAGCAGAUGAGCCACAAAGCUCCAGACCAGAGAGUGAAGGAGAACAUGCUGAGCAUCACGACACACAUCAGACAGCCUCUCAGCAGCUUGACGGCGGUGAACUCCAGGAGCAGCUUCCACUGCAGCAGCCUGACGAGCAGCCGGAGCCUCCCGCCGUCGAACAGAGGGAGGAGGAGGACGACGAGGAUGAGGAGGACGACGAGGAUGAAGAGGAGGAGGAGGAGGAGGAGGAGGUGUGGACCGGUCCUGGAGUCCAGGAUGAGGCUCCUCAGAUGGAGUUCAUCUACAGCCUGCAGUGUAAGAGUGAGCAGCAUCGGGCUGACUGCGCGACCUCUGAGGAGGCCCUGAAGGACGAUGACGUCCUGCCGAGCACCUCCUCCGAGCUGACCAAUGCGCCGCCGCCGCCACAGUCGGACCUCCCAGCAGACCCUCCUGCCGCCGCCGCCGCUCAGAGAAAAGACGCAGGUGGGAAUACCACGUCUCGAUCCUGUAAAGUGUGCGGCAUGAUGUUCAGCUACCGCGGCUCGCUGAUGAACCACGUAGAGGUCCACGCAGACGACGAGCACUGCCUCUGCGGCGUGUGCGGCAAACUGCUGCCGGACAGAGAGAGUCUGCUGCAGCACCUGCAGACACACGUCAAGAUCCACGUCUGCCAGGUCUGCGGCAAAACCUUCUGGCGGCACGUGGAGCUGGCGGUGCACACGCGCUGCCACACGGGUGAGAAGCCGUUCAGCUGUAAAGUCUGCGCCAAGAGCUUCAACCGCAAAGGCAACAUGGAGAUCCACAUGAGGACGCACACGGGCGAGAAGCCGUACACCUGCCCCGUCUGCGGCAAGGGCUUCAACAUCACCUCGUCCAUGAUCCGCCACUCCAGGACGCACUCCGGAGAGAAGCCGUACACCUGCAACUUCUGCUUCAAAGGCUUCACCAACAGCUCGGACAUGAAGAUUCAUAUGAGGAUGCACACGGGCGAGAAGCCGUUCAGCUGCAGAGUGUGCGACAAGAGCUUCAGCCGCAAAGACAACAUGGAGAUCCACAUGAGGACGCACACGGGCGAGAAGCCGUACACCUGCCCCGUCUGCGGCAAAGGCUUCCCGCUCAGCACGCCGCUCAAAAACCACAUGAAGCGCCACACGGAGGAGCGGCCGCGCUGCAGCGUGUGCAGCCGCGGCUUCAGAGACGUGUACACGCUGCGGCGCCACAUGAAGGCUCACGAAGAGAAAACGUCCUGAUGAAAACACGGCGGACGAACCUGAAGCCUCGAGUCUGAUUCUCGCUCCCGGCUGUUUGUCUGAGACUCAAGACCUUCAGAAAUCCUUAAAUCGUGGUCACAUGAUGUUUCCAAAUGUUCUCCACCCUCGACUCCAAAAAAAAGGAUGUGAUGUCAAGUUUCUGAUGCGGGUAAUAAAUAAAUAUUGAUCAGAACGUUCACAAACUUUAAACAAUGUGAGAGUGACGCCACGGUUUGUAGCCGUGUUUCUAUUGGCUGAACGUCGCACUGAAACAGGAAACACACGCUUCGAUGUGUCCGUCAGUCGGGCGUCAAUAGAAGUGAACAGGAAACAUCAUGUUGCCGCACCUUUUAAUCUAAAUAAAGCCCCUUUCACACACGCAGUCCAUCCCUGAAAUGUUCCUGAACAUUUCCUGCAUGGCGUCGUGUGUGUGUGAACGGGGGGCAGCGAUCGAUAUUCAGGGAAAUCUGUACCGCCGAUUUUCCCGCCUCAAGGCCGAGAAACAUUCCAGGGAAAACGCCGGUACGGCUGCGUUGCGAACGAACGCAGUAACGUUGCAGGGAAGAGCACAUAAAGGGUGACGUCUGUCUGACGAGCGAGCGAACCAAUCACAAGACUCUCGCCGACGCUUCGGCUGCUGAUUUGAUAACUCUGGACUGUGUUGCGUCACCGCCAGCUGCUGGACUGUCCCACCUGCUCCUGUGUUGUUGAUGUUAUGUGUGAAAAGGCCAAAGACAGAAAUGUUUCUGAAUGUAGCUGCAGGUGUGAAUAGUGAAAAAUCACCAGCGGUGCCUUAAUGGUUAUCCCAGUACUUUACUGGGAACUAUGUGUGAAAGAGGCUGAAUCUGAUUGGCUGAGAGACCUGCAAACAUGCACCUUAACUACAGCACGUCCUGCUGUACUACAGGUUUGAUUCACAAAAGCUUUGAUUCUAUAUUUUUAUUGAGAUACUGAGAUGAAGUUAUGAUUAAGAGCUUUUUAUUUAAUUAGGGUUAGGGUUAGGGUUAAGAGUUGUUGCUUAGCAACAUCAACGAAAGACAAGGGCUGGGCCCUGAUCUCCAUACGUAGAUAACUGGGUUAUCCAAAUUAAAACUAGAGCUGCAAUUAACAGUUAUUUUCUCAAUUAAUUUCAUUUGAUCUAUAAAAUGUUGAUCAGUGUUUCCUGAAG